AACCCUCGACCUCGAAACACCGAGCGCAGCAAAUAUGGCCCACGAAACCGUCUGGUACUCUCGUCCUCGGACUUACGGCAAGGGCAGCCGGGGCUGCCGUGUCUGCACCCACCGUGCUGGUCUGAUCCGCAAGUACGGCCUUAACAUCUGCCGUCAGUGCUUCCGUGAGAAGUCCACCGACAUUGGCUUCAACAAGUUCCGGUAAAUCACUCAUACCACCACAAUAAAUGUCGAGGGCGGGUGUGUGUGGGAUAUCCGAGGAUCGAGGAUUCGAGAGCGGGAAAAGGAGGCGAUAUUAUCCGGUCUGGUAAUUCCAGUCUUUUUCUCUCAAAAUAAUUUUAAAACGGGGCGCCGGUAGUGGUCGGGUUUUCUUGCCAUGCCGUCGUGCAUGCUCUCGUCGGACGUCUUCGGUUCUUAGCUUCCUGUUAUGCUAGAGAACAAGAGCCGCGAUUUCUGCAUCUUAUGAUUUCUUGAAUCUUAUUUGCUGUCCCAUGUGUGAAUGUAUAUUGAGGCACAUCUUCGGUUCAC
Molecule: messenger RNA, 528 nt
Organism: Xylona heveae TC161
Lineage: Eukaryota; Fungi; Ascomycota; Xylonomycetes; Xylonales; Xylonaceae
Product: 40S ribosomal protein S29
Exons: 3
Coding region: 35-205 (56 amino acids)
Biological process (GO): translation
Cellular component (GO): ribosome; cytosolic small ribosomal subunit
Molecular function (GO): zinc ion binding; structural constituent of ribosome
Source: RefSeq, a predicted model, not a curated record